This is a messenger RNA of Sesamum indicum (sesame), 753 nucleotides long. Its product is annotated as long-chain-alcohol O-fatty-acyltransferase-like. Gene Ontology annotation, biological process: lipid metabolic process. NCBI's taxonomy places the organism in Eukaryota, Viridiplantae, Streptophyta, Magnoliopsida, Lamiales, Pedaliaceae. The record is from RefSeq and is a predicted model, not a curated record.
ACAGCAGCAUAUAGAUAUUUCCCCUCCCUCUCUCUAACCAAAACAAGCCUAAACAAAUUCUGUCCACACGCGAGAGACAGAGAUGGAAGGCGAAGUGAAGAACGUGAUUUUAGUAUGGAGUACAGUGGUGGCAUCCUUAUGCUACUGCCACAGAGUCGGCAAACUCUUCCCCUCAGAGACGGUGCUGGCCCUUGUUGCUGCCUUAACUAAAGCGUUGCUCCAUGUCGAGCUGGAGGAGCAGUCCAAUGAGCCUUACCUGGCUACCUCUCUCCAAGAUUUCUGGGGCAGAAGAUGGAAUUUGAUGGUUCCCAAUAUUUUACAGCCCACUGUGUACCACCCUGUGAGGUCGGUUGCCACCCGGUUCAUGGACAGGAAAUGGGCUGCAAUCCCUGGAGUCUUGGCUACUUUCUUGGUUUCGGGCCUGAUGCAUGAGCUGGUUUUGUAUAACAUAGGGAGACUGAGGCCCAGUGGAGAGAUGAUGUGCUUCUUUCUGCUACAUGGGGUGUCUUUAUCAUUAGAAAUUGUCAUCAAGAAAAUCUUGCGUGGCAAAUUUUCUCUACCCGGAAUUGUUUCCGGGCCGUUAACGCUGGCGUAUGUGAUGUACACCAGUUUUUUGCUGUUCUUUCCGCCAUUUCUAAGGUCUAAGGCCGACGUUAAGGGAUGCACUGAAUCUCUUGCGUUCAUAGAGUCCAUCAAGAAUCACCGGCUCGUCAGCCCGAAUGACAUCUCUUGUCCGUUCCUCUAAAAAUUCCG